Prorocentrum cordatum is the source of this 3208-nucleotide messenger RNA. NCBI's taxonomy places the organism in Eukaryota, Dinophyceae, Prorocentrales, Prorocentraceae. The record is from the annotation of a GenBank genome assembly.
AUGGCGCCGCCCAGAGUCCUCCUGUGGGGUGGCGCACCGUUGCGGCUGGCGGCCCUGCUCGCCGCGGGGCGCUGGCCCAGGGCAGCGACUCGGGAGGAGGCGGCGAGCCGCGGGCUGCCUGGUGGCCGCGGCAGCGCCAUCGGGUUCCUGGAGUGCGAGGGCCCGGAGUUCGACCCAGCCUGGGCGGAGUUCCGACGCCAAAUACCGCCUGGCCUGGGGCGGGACGCGGCGGUCGUCACCGAAGCGCUGGCGGCCCAGGCCGCGAACCUGGUCGGCGCGGUGGAGGCGCAGGACAUCGGCGCGGGCGCCGCGGCCUUUGGCGCGCGCCUGCGCUCCGGGGCGGGCGGCGGGGAGCCCACGGAGAGCACCGGCUUCUGCCUCUACGGGGCCGUCGCGGCCUACGCCGUGUGGGCCGAGCACCUGCGGCAGCGGGGCGCCGCAGCGGCGGCCGAACAGGGGGCCCCAGGCCCGAAGAGCUUCGCGGCGCGCGCGCUGCUGCUGCUGGCGAAGAAGCAGGCCAACGACUUCCUGGAGUCCACGGGCUGGCCCGUGAGGUCGCUGGAGCUCGUCGCCCUGCUGCAGGGCGAGGACGCGGCGGCGAUCCGCGGCCUGGAGGCCCGGUUCCGGCUGCCCUGCCACCUGACGCUCGGCUGCGCGUUUGCCCGCCUCCGGGCGGAGGAGGCAGUCGCGCCGCCGCCCCCGCCGCUCCCGAGCGACUGGCCCCGCCGCGUGGCCGCCGCGGGCCUGCACAUCACCUCCACGCUGGAGGCCGUCACCGCGCUGCAGGGCGCCGUCUCCGAGGCGUGGGGCCGCGGCGGGGCCGGCGGGGCGCCCUUCGAGGUGCACUACGCGGGGCACCCCUGCCCGUCCCACGCGGGCAGCGAGCACCAGUGCGCCAUGAGGUGCGAGCUGCUGGGGCUCUGCGACCCGGGGUCCGAGGCUGCCGACCCUCUGGCGGAGUUCCUGGCGGGGGCCGUCGACACCAGCAAUGGCCGGUUCAAGGAGCGCGAGGGCUACUCCCUGGCGGAGGCCCGCGCCGCUCUGCGCUGGGCGCCGCGGCGGCUGGACCCCAUCAGGCAGGCCGACAUGGUGCUAUGCACCUUUCCGACGGUCUUGUGCGUGUUGUUGCACGAGCUAUUCCCGCAGACCCCGCAGCUCUUCGUCGCGAUCGCCAACCCCUUGUUCGCUGCCCCUGGCUGUGCUGGCCAGGAGGACUCAACGGUUAUCGCGUGCGACUCCGACGAGGGGCGCGAGUACCUCACAGCACUGCGCGGCAUGCUCGCCGAGCCAGGCGGCCCAGUCCGCGGUCUGGCGGGCUACGCGGUGACCGCGGCGCUGGUGAGCUACCAGGUGGGCGUGGCGCUCCCGCUGGGGGGCAAGGCGGGGCGGUACCUGCCGGCGGGCGCGGUGUGGCGGCAGGAGCUCUCCGGGGGCGUGGCUCCUACCGAGUUUGCUGGAACUCUGGAGGUCCACGCCGUCCACCAGUAUCUUUACUUGGGGUGGCCCCCUCUCCUGGCCCUGGCCGCCUCGCCCUGCAGCAGUGCCGCUGUCUCUGACCAGUGCGAGCACGAAGGAGACCGGGCCCUCACCGCCGCGGCCGGACUGGACUCGCCGCCAGGGCCUCGGAUCAGGGGCGGGGAGCGGUGCGGGGAGCCGAGCGGCGAGCGGAGCGGCGAGCGGAGCGGGGGCAAGCGCACACACUCCCAGCACGGAACGAUCAGGAGCACCGUUAUAGGACGCGAGAUGCAUGCCUCCAGAGAGGCCGCGCCGGUGUGCAGCGCGGGCGCCCUCGCGGACCUCUCGGAGUCCCUGCCCGCGGCGCUGGGCCGCCCGCACGGCCUGCUGCGGCUGCUGCAGCUGCACCUGCUGGCCGACCUCUCGGCCGUGCUCCUCCUGAGCGCCCUGGGGCUGUCGUUCCGGUACCAGACGCUCGGCAUGGCGGACAAAGCCCGGAGUCGCGAGUUGCCGCAGAAGGGGUUGGGGUCCGGCAUUCCGGCCAAGUGGGAGCACUUGGGGGCCAGGGUCACUUCUGGCAACCUCCGUGAAGACAGGGCUGCUCAGGUGAUUGCCACGGUACUCCCAGCCGGUCUGGCUCUGGCGCGGCUGCCGCUGCUGCUGUGCAUGGAGCGCAGCUGCAGGCAGACGGUUCGGCUAUUCGAGGAGCGCUCGCAGCCAGCCGCGCGUGUGCUGCGUCGGCUGCUGCGCGCCCUGCAGCACCGCAAGCUGCAGUGGAGCUCAGCCGCAUUCGCGGCCGUGUGCUCCCUGGCCGUCACCUGGAGCCUGACCAUACGUCUGGUGCGAAACUUUGACCCCAGCCCCUGGUGCACGACCAACAACAAUUUCAUGAUGCUUACCCGUGCGUUCUGGUACGAGCUUGCGCUGCGCACGACCGCGGCGCUGGCCGUCGUCUACGCGGCGCUCGGCCUGGCAGUGGCCGCGGCGGCGAAAGUGGCGCGGCGGUCGCGGCAGUCGGCGGAGCCGCGCGGCGGGCUGCCGCUGGAGCUCCUGGCCUGCUUGCCCACCCACGUGGCCGGCGGGGCGCACGCGCCCGCCCGCGGCGCGGACCUCUGCUGCGCCAUGCGGCCAGGGGACUCGACCGUCCAGGACGGGGAGACGCUCCGGCGGCUGCCCUGCGCCCGGCGGAUUCCACGCGGCCUGCGCGGACGGCUGGCUCUUCAUCUCGGCGGCGUGCCCGAUGCGGUGCGAGGUGGACUGGGCCUCGGCGGCGGCUUCGGGCGAGGGCCCGGCGCUGGGCGGGGCGCGCGGCGACCCGGCGGCGCUGGGCCGAGGCUGGGCGCCCGGCGGGGCGGCCGGCGUGGAGGAGAGGGAGAGCCGAGGCUCGCGCCGCAGCGGGCCUCCGGGGAGCCGCUGCUCCCGCCCCCCGUGCUCGAGGUGGCCUGAGGCGGCGCGGAACGGGCCGCUGCCGCCGCCGCUGGCCGCCUCUCCCCUCCCCGCUGGGCGCGCCGUCGGUCCGCGGCGGCGAGUCGGUCCACGGCGGCGGGGCGGCGGCGGCUCGCGUCAGAGGAGGAGCAGGGACCGACAGGCCGCGACCACGGCCUCGUCGCCGCCUUUGCCGCGCCCCCCUGGGGGCCCCUGCCGCCACAGCUCGACUCGCCCCGGACAUGCGGGCCAGGACGCGGCCCAGCGGCGCGACGAUCGCCUGGCCUCCCCACGUCGUGCCGCCGCCCCCCGCCGUCUCGGCGGCCCG